AUGUCUCGAACAGAAGAGGUCAACAAGAUGACAGAAAAUGUCUAUAAGGGGAUUCUGGACCAGUUCAAUCCCAGUCUGAAGAACUUUGUGACGAUGGGGAAACACUAUGAGAAAGCCCUGACAGGAGUGACUGUGGCUGCCAAAGGGUACUUUGAUGCUCUGGUGAAACUUGGAGAGCUGGCGAGCGACAGCCAAGGCUCCAAAGAGCUGGGAGACACACUGUUUCAGAUGGCCGAGGUCCACAGACAGAUUCAGGUGCAGCUGGAGGACGUGUUGAAGCUGUUUCACUCCGAGCUGCUCGCCCAGUUGGAGCAGAAGCUGGAACUGGAUAUUAAAUACCUCACAGCCACUCUAAAGAAGUAUCAGAGUGAGCGGAGGUCUAAAUCUGAGUCUAUCGAGCGCUGCCAGUCUCAGCUGAAGAAACUCCGUAGGAAGAGCCAGGCCAGCCGCCACCCAAACAAAUAUGGAGACAGAGAGAUGCAGUUUGUGGAGUUGAUGAGUCGUCGCCAAGGCGAGCUGGACACACUGGUUGCCUCGGGUUACAAGUCUGCGCUCACAGAGGAAAGGAGACGAUAUUGCUUCCUGGUGGACAGACAGUGUUGUGUCACCAAACUGCUAAUCAACUACCACUCCAAGGUGAGAGAGCUUCUGUCUCAGAAACUCUCUUGUUGGCAGCAGUCAUGUUCUCAGCCCACAAAACUCCCAGAGCGCGCUCUCAAUCUGCUGCGUCACACUGCGCCUCAAGGCUCAGGGGCUGCUGGGAUAGCCGAGGUCCUCCGCCACACAAAGAUCGGCUCUGCUCAGCCAGAACAGAGGCUUUCUGUUCAAGAAGUCCCUCCUCUGUUGAAUGGAGACUCCAGUCGCUCCCAGCAGCGCUCACUCCCCUCCUCCUCCCAGAGUGAAGGCUGUCCUCCUCAGGGCUCCCCUCAGACCUUCUGCUCUCUCUCCACUGGAGAAGCUGCCGGAGGUUCAUCCCUUGGAGCGUCUCCUCAGCACACCAGCACACCCCUCAGUGCUUCAGCCAGCCCCCUCCCCGACAGCAGUGCCAGCGGCAGCGUCAGCCCUGCUGCAUCCACCCCCACCACCUCCGGGGGUUCGGCCCAGCAGAGCUCUCUCCUCCUGGCCACCAACACAUCCAACCUCUCCCCGAGCCUCAUCCCCUCCACGGUGAUGUCGCUUAGCCAGAUCUCCUCGGCCGGUAGCUCACUGCAUGGCAUGACCCUCCCCAUCCCCCACAGCGCUCCUCACAGUCCGCCACUGCCCCACAGUGCUCCUCUGUCCAGGGCCAUGACCCCUGUGCAGUUACUGCACCAACAGGUGGGACCAGGAGGAAGCAGUACUUCUUCAUCGUCACAUAAUCCCUGGCUGCUGAAGACCGCCGACAUGUGUGCAACAGCAACCCUUCCACUGCCGAAGAGACCUGUCAGUGAAAUGAGGCUGGGCGGCUUUCAGGGCUCCAGUCUCCCCAGGAUGCUGCCUUUAUCUGGACCUUCCUGUGUGGAAGCCAUGUUCGCUCACACUCCCGGAGCAUCUGAGGGUGGAGGCUUAGGGGGCGGGGCUUGCCUUCUUCACUUCCUGCCUGGUGACAACAUCACCUUGCUCAUCUCUGAGCCCAGAGACGGGUGGCACUAUGGUCAAAAUGAACGAACUGGACGGAAAGGCUGGUUCCCUUUCUCCUACACUCAGUCCCAACACAGUAAGACGGAUCACCUCGAGAGCUCUCUCUUCUUGUCCAAGGCUAACAGCACCAGUACGGGUCAGCUCGACAAGCUGGUGUCUGCAGGCCUCCCUGCCCUCACCCCCGAGUCAGAGGAGGAGCCUUCCCUUCCUCCCCAGAGGGUCAGCACCUUCCGCCCGCGCCCGUACAGCAUGGCAGACAGCAACAAGAUCACCGCAGAAUUGGUCUCUCCACCACCCUCUCCAGCCAGGGCCAAUCCAUUUGCCCACGUCCGACUCAGAAGAACUGUCACCAACGAUCGCUCAGCUCCCAUCAUUGAGUAA
This is a messenger RNA of Anoplopoma fimbria (sablefish), 2001 nucleotides long. RefSeq lists its product as uncharacterized. Bases 1 to 2001 code for a protein of 666 amino acids. Lineage: Eukaryota; Metazoa; Chordata; Actinopteri; Perciformes; Anoplopomatidae. Gene Ontology annotation, biological process: plasma membrane organization; actin crosslink formation; actin filament bundle assembly. Gene Ontology annotation, cellular component: nucleoplasm; cytosol. The transcript has 14 exons. The record is from RefSeq and is a predicted model, not a curated record. Gene Ontology annotation, molecular function: cytoskeletal adaptor activity; protein binding.